Molecule: messenger RNA, 1101 nt
Organism: Closterium sp. Naga37s-1
Lineage: Eukaryota; Viridiplantae; Streptophyta; Zygnematophyceae; Desmidiales; Closteriaceae
Source: the annotation of a GenBank genome assembly
AUGCCUCAUUUAUUCGUCACUAUAUCCUUCUUGGCGUCUCUCUUUAAAUCCCUCACGUCUUGCCGUACUUGCCUGCUCAUUCCUUACCUCAUCUCCUCAUUCCUUCUCACAGUUCCUUCGCACACCUCCUCACUCCUUCCCAAACCUCCUCAUCUCUUCUCACACCUCCUUAUUCCUUCUCACAUGUCCUCAUUCCUUCCCAUUCCCAAGGCGUCUCUCUCUGAAGCCCUCACUGCGUGCCGCACUCGCCUGCUUGCAGCCCACGCGGCUGCCGAGUCAUUCCUUGUGGAUGUGGAAAACAGCCACUUGCAGGAUACUGCUGUUGGUGCUGCUGGUGCUCUUGAUGCUGUUGGUGCUGCUGGUGCUCUUGAUGCUGCUGGUGCUGCUGAUGCUGCUGGUGCUGCUGAUGCUGAUGCUGCUGAUGCUGCUGGUGCUGCUGAUGCUGAUGCUGCUGAUGCUGCUGGUGCUGCUGUUGCUGAUGCUGCUGAUACUGCUGGUGGUGUUGCUGUUCCUGAUGGUGGCGCUGCUGGCGUUGCUGGUGCUGAUGCUGUCAACCCUGGAAUUUGCAACAGCAGCAGCGGCAGUGGAAGCAGCAGUGAUGGCGAUGGUGCGUUCACCAGCAGUGCAAUGGGCAGCAGAGGAAGCGGUGGUUUCCUGGAAGGAGACCGAGACGACAUGACGCAACAUGGCUUUGACUUCUCCCAGAGCGGCCCGGAAGACGAGUGGGAGGAGGAGGAGAUAGAGAGUGUGGAGCAGGUGGAGCGGGCGGUGAGGGGGCGGUUUGGGGGGUUCCUGCGGACGGUGAGUGCGGAGCAUGUGGCCAAGCACGUCAAAGGCAAGCUGCCCGAGGAAGCCACCGGGAAGCUUCUGCGCUGGUGGACCGAGCAUGUCAGCUGGCCGUGUGUGUGCUCAUCCUUCUUUGGAUUGCCGUCCGCCCUCCCUGAAUGUGUUGGUGUCUACCCUUUCGGGAUGCAGGAGCAGGAGAAGCUGCAGCUAAUGGGGCAGACGGGGCUGGACUCGCGGCAGGUGAACAACUGGUUUAUUAACCAGCGGAAGCGGCACUGGAACCAGCACAGCAAGAGGCAGCGCAAGGGCGUGUAG